AUGACUCCCCCACUCUCUUAUCCUGCACUAAAAUCUGUAUUGGAGUAUGUGGUGGUUGAAAAACGAAUCCACCUCACAUCCCGAAGCAAAUUCCUUCAACGAAUCGAUAAGACAAUACCUGUCUACGCGAAAUCUAUUCGUGCAUGGGGAGACAAUGUGAAACUAAACAGUUUGUUAUUCACAGGGAAAAAUAAUUAUCACCGAGCGGAAGAUGAGAUGAAUGGAAUGUUAUUGAUAAGUUAUUUAAGAGGAAGAUCAAGUAUCAAUGUGAAUUUGGCUGUCUUCUCCACAGUCAACACUUCUCAAGAUAUUCCUGUGAAACUUGACUUGACAAUUAACAAAUUGCAAACUAUCUGCUGUAAUCUGGAAGUUGUGCUCUCAAUGAUCAAUUCUCGCAGCCUUCCACUUACAGAGUUUUCCACGAUCAUCGAUAAGCCCACUAACGUCGACCUUGAAAUAGUUCGUUCCGCCAAAAAUGUCAUUUUUAGCACAAGCGAUAAAGUAAUCGGUCUUGAGAAGCUUUCGAACAAAAGUGUUAGGUUCCGAGUUGAUGGUCUGCACACAAAUACAGUCGCAAAAAUUAUAAAAUAUUGGGUGCAAAAUGGAAAAGAAGUUGGGACGGAGUUUACGAUAUCUUAUUCCACGAAUUUGGAUCUCAGUUUAGUGGUGGCUAAUUUGCAAGAACAGUUCCACAAAACUCGAGGAUAUUCGGAGGCAAUCAAUGAACAUUCUCGCUCCGGCUUCUGCAUUCAAUUGAGUUCUACCUCAAAGCUUAUUGUCCAUGGGAUGGAGAAACUAGAGGUCAAUGGGCAUGAUGUAUACAACUUGGUCUUGAAAAUUGUGUUAUCUCAUUAA
Messenger RNA from Caenorhabditis remanei, 855 nucleotides. RefSeq lists its product as uncharacterized. The record is from RefSeq and is a predicted model, not a curated record. Bases 1 to 855 code for a protein of 284 amino acids. Lineage: Eukaryota; Metazoa; Nematoda; Chromadorea; Rhabditida; Rhabditidae. The transcript has 3 exons.